This is a messenger RNA of Microbotryum saponariae, 1318 nucleotides long. NCBI's taxonomy places the organism in Eukaryota, Fungi, Basidiomycota, Microbotryomycetes, Microbotryales, Microbotryaceae. The record is from the annotation of a GenBank genome assembly.
AUGAGAAGGAAGCUAAGAAAUGGAAAGGGGGCCCGCGCUGGGAUAUGCCCAGGCGCGGGCGAAAUCGCUGGAGCGCUGAGGCAGUCGCGCGCGGCUAAGUCCCCACUGCAAGGGCGGGCUAGCGGCGCGCGCCCGAAAACCGCCGGCGCCGGCGCGCUGAGGCACUCGCGCGCGCCUAAGUCCCCACCACAGGGGCCAGGCUAGCAGGCGCGCGCAACGACCGAGGCGCCCCUGUCGAGCUGAGAGUGGACUCUUCACAAUGGCUUCAUGACCGGUUCGCGUCUGCUGUCGAGCAGGACACCCACUGGCGGCUCAUGUACGACGUGACGCCGACGCGCAAGAGGCAGCAUACUCAGGGUCAUGCCUCUUCGCCGACGUGUCUGUUCUGUGGCAACGAUGCAGCGGUCAUCGAGACGGUGUCCCACUACUUUUUCGAGUGCGCGUACUCGACCAGCUUCUGGGGUGGGGUGCUACGCAUUCUGCUUGACAAGCUCGGCAUCGAGGAUACCGACGUCGAUCCGUCGACGUUCACUCCGGAGCAGCUGACUAUGGGGCUCCCCCUUUUGCGGGGUCGUGGGAGAACGACCUCGAAAUGGAUGUGGGUUCGGCUGGCCUGCGCGAUCGGUUUCCAGCGGCUGCACCUGCUCCGCUGGCGCGUUCAUCAGCGGUUCGAGCUGGACAACGUCGUGGCCCCUCCCUCGCUUCCCAGUGCGCUCAGAGCGUUCGAGCGAGAUUUUCUCUCUCGAGCGGGUUUUGUGCCUGGGGUUCGAGAUUGGGAGGUGUGAUGACCGAGUUAAGUCCUUCCUUCCCAUUUUCCUCCCCUCCUUUCCUCCCUUCCUUUUCGGUCAGAAGCUGACUGUCUUGAAACUUGUUGCGCAGUGGAAGGCUGCGCACCUCUCCCUCUCUCUACUUUGCGCAGUAGCGAUUUUCGUUCUUGGAUGGAUCGGCAAGCCGGGUCGAUCGUCGUUGCGUUGGAGGCUUUGUGAAGUUCUCCCCCCUCUUUCCCCCCCCUUUUUUUUUCCCUUCCCUUCCUCUUCUCUUUCCUGUUGCUCGGUUGUUGACUACGCUUCAGCCACUUCUCCUUUUAUUCCUAAGCCGUGUGUUGGAUUCCGUCGAAUACAUCGUUCGUUCGCGUUGGUCAAGAUCUACGGCAUGGAUCGGGAAGAAAGGUCGCUCGUUUUUUUGGUCAAUAUCCUCGCGUCAAGGCGAGGCUUGUUUCGUUGUAUUGGAUCGUUUUCGCUCGGCCCCGACGGCUCAACAGCCAGCACUCGAGACUCAGCCAAGGGAGGACAUCAGGCGCUGUCAGGGUGACGAGUAG